This is a messenger RNA of Dovyalis caffra, 945 nucleotides long. Lineage: Eukaryota; Viridiplantae; Streptophyta; Magnoliopsida; Malpighiales; Salicaceae. The record is from the annotation of a GenBank genome assembly.
AUGGAGGAAGUAGCCCAGGAAACUGGAAAAAGAGCUGGCAAAGCUCAAAGCAUUUUUCGAACUGGAGACAGAAAAGACAAUACGCGUUUAGCGUAUGCAAGUGGAGUUUCCGGUUUUGGACGUGUCUUGGAUCAACAGGUUUCACUUGACUCACACACGAACCAAAACCCAGAAACCAAAAACCGAGAAAUUGAAGAAAUUCGAGACGCCCAAACUGGGAAUCAUAUAGGACUUUUAUCGAACAUGUGGUGGACAGAUUUGAGAGCUGCAUUAGGCCAAAGAAUUAACGUAGAAGGCAUUGUUUCUUCGGUCUCUGUAUUUGUAAAGGACCGGCAUUUGGCUCUGCCUCACGUUGUAGUGCCUGACAUAAGGCACGUUGAUUGGGGAGAGUUGCAAGGGAGAGGCUUUAAAGGUGUGGUGUUUGAUAAGGAUAACACCAUCACUGUGCCUUACUCUUUGACACUUUGGGAUCCUCUUGGUUCGUCGAUUGAGAGGUGUAAAUCUGUUUUUGGGAAUGAUAUUGCUGUGUUUAGUAACUCUGCUGGUAAUUUUGGCGACCCUUAUUUAGGUCUCUACGAGUAUGAUCAUAAUGGUUCAAAAGCCAGGGCACUGGAGAAGGCAAUUGGAAUUAAAGUAAUAAGGCACAGGGUAAAGAAACCAGCUGGAACAGCUGAAGAAAUUGAAAAGCACUUUGGCUGUAAAUCCUCACAACUUAUUAUGGUGGGUGAUCGGCCCUUCACAGACAUUGUUUAUGGAAACCGAAAUGACUUUUUGACUAUAUUAACGAAUCCACUGAGUCUCACGGAGGAACCAUUCGUUGUUAGGCAGGUGCGGAAACUAGAAAUGAUUCUUAUGAACUAUUGGUUUAAAAAAGGAUUGAAGCCAAUCAGUCAUGAUCUACUGCCAGAUGCCAAGCAAUGCGUAAAAGAUCCAUCACCUUUGUAG